GCAGCCACACGAGCAGGUGCACUUGAAGCUUUGCAAGAGAACACCUGGGUGUACCUGGCGUAUCAUGGCAAGCAGGACCCUGCGCAGCCUUACAGUUCACAUUUCGUCAUGAGAGACGAAUAUUUGGCGCUGCUCGGUAUCAUGGAGGAAGACAUUCUGCAUGGGGAGUUUCCGUUCUUAUCCACUUGUCAUACCCCCAUUGGCGACGAGGAGACAUCCAACGAAGUCAUUCACCUCGCAGCUGGUCUCCAGUUUUCAGGGUUCAAGAGCGUUGUUGGCACGCUGUGGGAGGUCGACGAGACUGUCGCAAAACACGUCGUCGAAGCUUUCUACAAAUAUACAAGG
Messenger RNA from Suillus subaureus, 345 nucleotides. RefSeq lists its product as uncharacterized. The transcript has a single exon. Lineage: Eukaryota; Fungi; Basidiomycota; Agaricomycetes; Boletales; Suillaceae. The annotation marks the transcript as partial. The record is from RefSeq and is a predicted model, not a curated record.